Hyalella azteca is the source of this 1856-nucleotide messenger RNA. Its product is annotated as cytochrome P450 6k1-like. NCBI's taxonomy places the organism in Eukaryota, Metazoa, Arthropoda, Malacostraca, Amphipoda, Hyalellidae. The record is from RefSeq and is a predicted model, not a curated record. Gene Ontology annotation, molecular function: monooxygenase activity; iron ion binding; heme binding. The transcript is spliced from 12 exons.
UAAAAAAAAUAGUUUUUUGCUGAAAUGUUAAAUUAAAAUUAAUGUGAGUUACAUUGUCUUAUUUCGAGAGCAGAAUGUCAAAUCCUGGAACAUCGCCAGUAGGAUGGCUCAUAGUUCCUCUGAUAUUGUUGGUAAUUGCCUUACUCCUGGCACUUGCUGUUGUUUAUUUUAGAUCUUGUUACUCAUACUGGAGCUCACGAGGAGUGGGGAGUCCCGAUCCGGUUUGGGGACUAGGCAAUCUGUAUCCAAGACUCAGACCCACCAUGUGCAUGGCUGAAUUUGAUCGCUGGCUUUACAGAGAGUGUGGAGGAAGCAGGUUUUGUGGAUUUUACGAGUUUACACAGCCCGUGCUGAUGGUGGGAGACCCCGAACUGCUGAAGCAUAUCAUGAUUCGUGACUUUGAUCAUUUCUGUGAUCGCAGCUUUGUAACAUUCAAUGAUCCCGUAAUGGACCACAUGCUAUUGGGUCUCAAAGGCAACAUCUGGAAGCGAGUUCGCUCUGUCAUGACGCCCACCUUCAGUAGCGGAAAAAUCAAGCAGACCCUUGGACUUGUGAGAGACUGUGCAUCAAACCUCAUCACUUACUUCAACAAGAAACUUGACCAAAAUGUGUCCGUGUUCGAGAUGAAAGACGUCUACGGGAUGUUCACCAUGGAUACAAUUGCCAGUAUUGCAUUUGGCGUCAGCAGUGAUUCCCUCAAUAAUACUCAAGAUGAGUUUAGCGCUGCAGCAGCACGCUUCUUCGCAGAGCCGCAGUCGUGGCAGAAGCCGCUGCUGUGGCUGCAGUGGUGCGCUCCACAGCUCAUGCGGUCCCUGGGUCUUGCUUCUCUCAGUCGCACGCCUAUUCAUUUCUUCUCAAAGGUUGUGUCUGACACUAUGAACUACCGGCUACAGCAUCAACUUAGGCGCAAUGACUUCCUCCAGUUGCUUCUAGAUGCCAGACUCCAAGAAAAAACCAACAAUAACGAGAAAAAUAAUAGCAAAAAUAAAGCCUCUGCUCACCAUUGUUUCGAAGAGAGCAACGGAAGCAGCGCUAAUGCAACAGCAGGAGCCAAGCCUCCUCGAGCAAAGCUUGUGGACGGUCAACGUGAACAAAGUUUUGUGCCUGACUCAAUUUCUGCAGAAAAUUCCCAGGGCAUGCAAAACCAGGCUGAUUCCAGCUCUCAGAAAUCAACUGAUGCUACGGAGCCUGCACNCGUGUCUUAUUGCCUCGCCCUGCACCCUGCCGUGCAGCAGCGUCUCAUGGAGGAGGGCGAGAGGGUGCUGCAAGCCCACAACAACGUCGUGACGUACGAGGCUCUGCAGGAGAUGCCAUACCUGGACAUGGUUUUCUCUGAAACAUUACGGUUGUUCCCUCCCGCCCCGCGGGUUGAUCGACGCUGCACCAGAGACUACACCAUCCCGGGCACCCGCGUCACCAUCUCCGCCGGGACUAAAAUCACCAUCCCCAUCUACAGCAUCCACCGGGACGCUCGGCACUUCCCAGACCCGGACCGCUUCGACCCUGAGCGCUUCUCCGGACAGGGCAGGAGCCGUCCGCCCCCUGCCGUGUACAUGCCAUUCGGUAGCGGCCCGCGCAACUGCAUCGGUUUGUCAUGAUUUUCUGAACAUUUCAAUGGACAGUUGUUUGAAUUUAACCUCGUCCUCCUGCUGUUGCUGAGCGCCAUGGUCCUGAUCGCGGGAGGACCCGUCCCGUACUUCCACGCCAAACACAGAGCUCACCGACGCUACCUCGAAGACCGGUAUCCAGGUUAUGGAGGGUAUAGAGGUUAUGGAGGCUACAAAGCCUAUAAAGCCCAUAAAAAGGCCGAACAUGCCAGAAGAUCUUGGGCCUUUGAGGGCUUUGGAAACUUUUAA